Staurois parvus is the source of this 263-nucleotide messenger RNA. The record is from the annotation of a GenBank genome assembly. Lineage: Eukaryota; Metazoa; Chordata; Amphibia; Anura; Ranidae.
GCACUGAUGGGUGACAUUGAAAGGCAGCUCAGAUGGGUACUGAUAUGUGGCAUUGAUGUGCACUGGUAUGCACUGAUAUGUGGCAUUGAUGUGGCACUGAUGGGCACUGGCACAUGCCACUGAUGAACACUGACUGCUGGCACUGAUGGACACUGACAGGUGGCACUUCUGGGGCCACACUGAUCAUCAGGGCACACUGAUCAUCAGUGCCCUGCGGCUCUCCUCUCCUCUCGAGAUGUCAGCGUGAAAGCUGUGGAAGGUGG